GGAGGCGGUAGCGGUAGAAGAAGGAGUGAGAAAUGCAGAGCAGAUGCGGCACGGGCACGAGAGAACGCCAGAGGACAAAGAAGAGCAAGACGACGACGACGACGACGACGACGGGAAGAAGGCAGGAAGCGGUCGAGGAAGGCGAAGGCGAACGUUGUAGGAGGGGUAGGCCAUCGAGGCCACGGAGCAGCAGCAGCAGCACAAGACUCGUCUGGGCACAGAUUCUGGCGAGAGAACCGACGACGAAGAAUUGCCAUGGAUCGAUAGAUGUUCUUCUCGCUCUUGUCCGCUGUCCGCUUCGCCAUCGCCAUCUCCAUCGUCCUCGUCCAAGCAAGCCAGAGGUGGAGGGAGGGGUGGUGACAAGACUGUGCUGCUGGGAGCCGAGCGAGAGAAGGCGGUUUGUCGAGGAGAGGAGAGGAGAGGAGAGGAGACGGAAGCGAUGGGAAGGCGAAGUGCAGGCUGAGACGAGAUUGGCGAGGAAUGAGAUGAGGAGGAUGCGGAGGAGCACGGGCUCGAGGAGCAUGGCGGGGGCGGAGAUGGACGAGGAGGACGAGCAUGCGUGAUCGCUCGUCGAUGGAGCGGCCCGAGCAGUGCCUGCCGUGGGAGGCGGUUGUGGCGGUGGCGCGCGGCGAGACGUCGUAGAGUCGGGGCCGCGAGCGCGGAAUUUCAUGGUGAUGGAGCGACGGAUGCGAUGGGAGGAGGGAGGAGGAUAAUUGGCGCAGAGCGAGAGCGAGAGCGAGAGCGAGAGAGGGAGAGGGAGAGGGAGAGGGAGCGGGGGCCGAGGAAUCGAGAGUGAGAAUUGCGAGAGCAUCGUCGAUGGAAUUGUGAGAAGGACGGGAUCGAGCGAGCGAGCGAGCGAUGGGGGCGUUUCUGAGCUACGCGCGGGGCCGCGGGCGAGACGUUGCGGACCUGCCGGCGGCCGCGGAGUCGAGCAAGCGGCCGCGGCUGGCGUUGGGGUGCAUGGACGAGCGGCCGCAGAUGAUUCCCGGGCUGCCCGACGAGAUUGCGCUGCAGAUCGUGUCGCGCGUGCCGCGGGGCUGUCACGCGGCGAUGAAGGCCGUGUGCAAGACGUGGCACGAGGUGCUGGCGGGCGACGAGAUCUUCGAAUUGCGCCGCGAGCUGGGCCUGACGGAGGAGUGGCUGUACGUGCUGGUGAAGGACGAGCAGGAGCGCCUGGCCUGGUACGUGCUCGAUCCGCUCGAGGGCCAGUGGCGGCGCUUGCCGUCCAUGCCUCAGAUGGCGCGCGACGACGAGGCGCGCGAUCCGACGAGCUCGGGGCGCGGCUGGUGGACGGCGCUCGGGUCCUCGAGCCUGCGCCUCUCGGGCCUCUUCAAGGGCUGGUUCCGGCGCAAGGACCUGCUCGACCGCACGCCCUUCUGCGGGUGCUCGGCCGGCGCCAUCAGCGGCUGCCUCUUCGUGCUCGGCGGCUUCUCGAAGGCCUGCGCCAUGAAAUGCGUCUGGCGCUACGACCCGCGCACCAACGAGUGGACCGAGGCCGCGUCCAUGGGCACGGCUCGCGCCUACUGCAAAACCGGCCUGCUCAACAACCGCUUGUACGCCGUGGGGGGAGUCAAUCGCGGCCGCGGCGGGCUCACGCCGCUGCAAUCCGCCGAAGUCUACGAGCCCGCCACGGACUCGUGGACCGCCAUUCCCAACAUGCCCUUCUCGCGAGCUCAGGUGCUUCCCACCGCGUUCCUGGCCGACAUGCUGAAACCCAUCGCCACCGGAAUGGCCGCUUUCAAGGGCAAGUUGUGCGUUCCUCAGAGUCUCUACUCGUGGCCUUUCUUUGUCGACGUCGGAGGUGAAGUGUAUGAUCCUGUGUCGCACUUGUGGGGCGAAAUGCCCCAAGGCAUGGGCGAAGGCUGGCCCGCCCGCCAGGCCGGCACCAAGCUGAGCGUCGUGGUCAAUGGCCGCCUGUACGCCUUGGAUCCCACGAGCGCCAUGGACGGCAGUAAAAUCAAGAUGUACGAUUCCGAGCAAGACACUUGGAGGGUUGUGCUCAAGAAAGUUCCAAUUUUGCUGGACGGUACCGAUUCCGAGUGCCCAUAUUUGCUGGCCGGGUUCAGGGAAAAGCUCCACGUGAUCACCAAGGAUAACCAUGAGCGCGUCACGGUGCUUCGUGCAGACUUUACAGAACCUGCCGCCAAUGGCACCAAUGGCCCCGACACCGAAGACGAUGGCUGGAAAACCAUCGCCACCAAGUUUUUCGGCACCGUCGAUCUAGUCACUUGCCAGGUUCUCGACGUUUGACGAGGUGAACCUCCGAGGUGCAUGUCAGAAGUCAAGCUGCGUGACAUGCAUUUGGUCGAAUUCUCUCUCGAGUGUCGCAACGUCUGGGUCUGUUUUGUAGAGUACUUGUAUUACUCCCGGUAGUAGAUGUAGCAGUUUGUACAAACUCUGGUGGCCAUGUGCAAGCAUGAGAAGCUUGUUUUCUUUUACAUUGGUAUCAAAAGCCAAGCAAUAGUUUCCUCAUUCAAGCCCAAAUUCCAUCCCUUUACUUAGCCGUUUAUUGAGCAAGCACAGGCACGAAUUCAGGAUACAGAAGUCGUGACCUGCUUUAUUGUAGAUACGGGACACAGUGUGUUCUAUGAUGAACCCGAUAUACACCCUGGUCUAAGACCUGGUUCCCAGCACAUAUGUGUAAGAUAUAGGAUUCUGGCUCAGGUACUCUGCCCAAUUUUAUCCAGUGCUCAGGUCUGUAUCUACCUGUGUCAUGUGGAGCACUUGAAGUGAAAAUUAAACUUCACACUUUUCGGCACUUUUGGAAAUAUGAUUUGCGAGGAUACAUGAGUCGUUGGGUUUUACCUCUCUUGUAGGCUGCAGCUAUCUAAUAAGUGAUAUUGUCCAUCUAGCGAUACCAUCGUAGUUAUAUCUCCAAUCGUAGGUUCGUGUUGUAUCUCUUUUAUCAAUUGUUUUCGUCGGCUGGCUGAUUUAGGCUGUGGGUCGCGGUGAACAAACAUUCGUUGCCUUUUGUUUGUCAACAACUACUUUUUUCCCUCCACCUGAAGUGAGCUGAGGAAGUCUAGUUUGUGUGCAUCGUGUUUUCGACGCAGGUUUGUGUGUCAUUUGCU
This is a messenger RNA of Marchantia polymorpha subsp. ruderalis, 3071 nucleotides long. NCBI's taxonomy places the organism in Eukaryota, Viridiplantae, Streptophyta, Marchantiopsida, Marchantiales, Marchantiaceae. The record is from the annotation of a GenBank genome assembly.